AUGUCGGCCCCUGCCAACCCAUCCACAGUGGUUCGCAGCCAUUCGACCUCUUCCAGGCCGUCUAGAGCUGUCCAGUCCGAUCUACCCCAUCGCACUAGAAGCGUGGCGGUCCGAUCGACCAACUCCUCCCAGCCCCCUCCACACUCUCACUAUUCACACUCCAAGACCCCCUCUCACGACCGUCGUCCCCCCUCCAACCAUGCCGCUCUAGACACCAUCGCCCGCCGCGAUUUCGAAGCUUCCAACCCUGCCAGGAUGCCUUCUCGUCGUGAGGCUUCCUCCGAACGUUCGCAAGAACGCCCAUCCACCGCAACCCGGACCGAGUCCACCCGACGACACUCCAGAAACCCAUCAUCAUCAGGACACAAACGAGAGAGCAUGGACACUGCCGCCGCCACUGCGCCCGAGCGCGCUGUGGAUUCUUCCCAGCAUGCGACCGGCACUCAAGCCUCCCAGCCCUCUUCGUCCCAGCCUAGGCGUCGCACGACCAUCACCACGCCAACGGGCCAAUGGGCGCUCGGGAAGACCAUCGGUGCGGGGAGCAUGGGUAAGGUGAAGUUAGCCAAGAAUAUGGAAACUGGCGAGCAGGUUGCCGUCAAGAUCGUCCCCAGACUCUCGACCGAAGAACACCGCAACAGCCGCGACACCGAACGAGCCGACCGAUCAAAAGAAAUCCGAACCGCUCGAGAAGCCGCCAUUGUCAGCUUGGUGAAUCACCCAUACAUUUGUGGCAUGCGCGAUGUGGUACGGACAACAUAUCACUGGUACAUGCUCUUCGAGUAUGUCAAUGGUGGCCAGAUGCUCGACUACAUCAUCUCCCACGGCAAGUUGAAGGAGAAGCAGGCUCGCAAAUUCGCUCGACAAAUCGCCAGUGCCCUCGAUUACUGCCAUCGCAACAGUAUUGUCCACCGUGACUUGAAGAUCGAGAACAUACUAAUCAGCAAGACCGGCGAUAUCAAGAUCAUCGACUUCGGCCUCAGCAACCUAUUCUCCCCGAAGAGUCUACUCAAGACAUUUUGCGGCAGUCUCUACUUUGCUGCGCCUGAGUUACUCCAGGCGAGACAAUACACCGGGCCUGAGGUUGACGUGUGGAGUUUUGGAAUUGUUCUCUAUGUUCUUGUCUGCGGCAAGGUGCCGUUCGACGACCAGAGCAUGCCUCAGCUACAUGCUAAGAUCAAGAAGGGUGUGGUCGAAUAUCCACCUGGUCUGACUGCCGAAUGCCGCCAUAUCAUAUCUCGGAUGCUGGUCACUGACCCGAAGCAACGCGCGAGCUUGAACGAAAUCAUGAACCACCCUUGGAUGAACAAAAGCUUCAGCGCACCACCAGAAAACCACCUUACCCACCGCGAUCCACUGCAGCUGCCAUUGGACCAAGAGGUGCUGGAGUCAGAUGAAUAUCAACAUGCAGUCCGACUUAAUUUCCGUGAACAUCCUAUCGCCAACCAGGCAGAGAAGAAGCGUGGUGUCUUCGACUUUUAUAAACGACGCAACUCAGCUGCUAGCCGUGAUACUCUGUCGGCACCUUCUGCUGAGGCGGUGCAGCUGGGCAAUGACCCCUUGAACGCUUAUAGUCCCUUGGUCUCGAUUUAUCACCUUGUGAAAGAGAAGUUGGACCGAGAGCGGGCCGAAACUCGCCCAGGCGCCCUUGGUAUUCGUCCGACCGCCGGCGAAGAGCAGUUGCCCCUAGUGGCGCCUCCCGAGGCUGCACACACCAAUCAGUACCAAUUGCCUGGAGAGAAGGAUAUUGGCCGUCGAUCUCGCCCACGUGCCAGAACCCACGGUGAAGACGAAGUCACCGAGGGCAUGAAGAGUCUGCACGCGCACUCGCCUUCAGCUCAUGCCGUGCCAAAUGUGGUGCAACCCGACACCCCCGCCAAGAGAGAGAGCACUGCUGCAGGUAUCUUGAGACGCUUCAGCACUCGCAGGACCAAGGAUCGCAGCCGCGAUGUCGAUCGCGAACGUAUCAGCACCCCGAACACGCCUACGCUGAAUGUCCAAGCUCCUGCCGACUCCGCAUCUCCUAUGCACCGCGGGUUCAGCGUGAGACGCACUCGACGUGCUGACCCGUCGCCGGCUCCUCUUACACCCGGUGGUAGCCAGCCUCAACAAGAUUUCCUCGCUGCCCCAGGCUCGGGCGAACAAUCUUCGCAGUCAAAGUUCUUGGGCCGAUCUACUAGCGUCAACUCUGCCGACUACCGACCUCGCAGAGCCGGCCGGAGAAGUGAUGCUGAUACGCUGGACGUUGGUCAGCCUCCUUCGACUAGCGGGUCUGAUCAGAUUGGUCCGAAUAGUCAACCUGACCAAACCGGCCUGAGACCUAGUACUCGCACGCACACUGCACGAACCAUGUCACUCGGCCAUGCACGCCGAGAGAGCAUCCAAGCUCGUCGGGCUCGUCGGGAGGCUGCCAGAGAGGCAAAUGUGCCAGAGGAGACUGAUGCAGAUAUCUCUGGCGCAGGCACAGCACUGGAGAGCGCCAACGAAGGCGAGGAUCUCUCCAAGCCUGUCUUCCUCAAGGGUCUCUUCAGUGUGUCCACCACCAGCAGCAAGCCCUUGCCCGUUAUCCGGGCGGACAUUAUUCGUGUUCUGAGGCAGCUGGCAGUGGAGUAUGUCGAGAUUAAGGGUGGUUUCAGCUGUCGCCACGCCCCUAGCAUUGACCUCGAUAAGGUGGUCGAUGUUAGCCCUCCCAGCCCAGAUCGACAGGGUCAGAUCUCGCACCGUCGCCGGAUUAGCUUCGGUGGUCUUCUUGGACAUGACGAUUCCCGGGACGACAGCCGACAUGAUAGCCGCAGUGGUGCUAGACUGCAACGUCGCACCCAGGGACAACCAGACCGCAGUUUUACCACAAACUCGGACGGAUCCGAGGAAUACAUUGCUCGAGAACAGCCCCAGGCCGCGGUAGGCGAACGUGUUGUUGGCGAAACCACCACCCGAGUUCAAAGCGACACCGGCGAAAAUCUUGUGCUACGAUUUGAAAUCCUUAUCGUGAAGGUUCCUCUUUUCUCGCUGCACGGUAUUCAGUUCAAGAAGGUUGCCGGCGGUAUGUGGCAAUAUCGUGAAAUGGCGAAGAAAAUCUUAGAUGCUUUGCGCCUAUGA
This is a messenger RNA of Penicillium waksmanii, 3096 nucleotides long. RefSeq names its product putative serine/threonine protein kinase Kin1 (gene kin1). The record is from RefSeq and is a predicted model, not a curated record. The transcript has 4 exons. Gene Ontology annotation, biological process: protein phosphorylation; intracellular signal transduction; microtubule cytoskeleton organization. Gene Ontology annotation, cellular component: cytoplasm. Gene Ontology annotation, molecular function: protein serine/threonine kinase activity; ATP binding; tau-protein kinase activity. Bases 1 to 3096 code for a protein of 1031 amino acids. NCBI's taxonomy places the organism in Eukaryota, Fungi, Ascomycota, Eurotiomycetes, Eurotiales, Aspergillaceae.